Messenger RNA from Sorghum bicolor (sorghum), 1748 nucleotides. RefSeq names its product putative F-box/FBD/LRR-repeat protein At4g00315. The transcript is spliced from 3 exons. Lineage: Eukaryota; Viridiplantae; Streptophyta; Magnoliopsida; Poales; Poaceae. Gene Ontology annotation, molecular function: protein binding. The record is from RefSeq and is a predicted model, not a curated record. Bases 1 to 1512 code for a protein of 503 amino acids.
AUGGACCAGGAACGCACCCCGCCGGCGACGAAGAGGGCAAGGCGCUCGCCUCCUCCGCAAGCCGGCGCGGAGGACCGGCUCGGCGCGCUCGACGACGGCACCCUCCACUCCAUCCUCGUCCGCUUGCCGCUCCGCGACGCGGCGGCCACGGUCGUGCUCUCCCGCCGGUGGCCCCGCGUCUUCGCCACGCUCCCGCGCCUGGUCCUCCGCCCCGCCACCUUCAACCGCCGCGGCUUCCCCGACGAGGAGGGCGACGAGGACCGCUGCGAGGACCCGACACGCUGGAUGCGCGCACUCCGCUGCGUCCUCGACCGCCGCGCCGCGCCGGUCGCGGCUUUCGAGAUCGACUGCAGAUUCAUGAGCCUGUACGGUGAGUGGUUCUCCUGGGUCUUCCGCGAGCUCUGCGGGAGCGGCGGGCUCCUGGAGCUCAGCAUCGCCAACACCGACUACAAAGAGUGCUACGCGCUGCCCGACGCUGUGUACACCUGCACGACGCUCACGUCGCUGGACCUCUACAACUGCUGGCUCCAGGUGCCGAGCAGGGCCGCUGCGAUGGCGCUGCGCGCCCUGCAGUCGCUCCGCCUCCGCAACGUGGUCGCGAGCGACAGCGACAUCCGUCUCAUCAUCUGCCGGUGCUCCGCCAUAGAGCGUCUGGAGAUCCAUGACAUCCACAUGGCGCGAAACAUCGUCAUACGCGCGCCUUGCCUCAAGAAGCUAGACAUCUACUCGUAUCGCCCGCUCUGCAUCUCCCUGAAGAAGGCAAAGGCACAGCCACUGAACAUGGUGAGGCUGAGCCUCUCCUACGGCUACCCUGAGCAUUCUUGGAGCCUCCACGACACCUUGGACACCAACAGGGAGUGCUCCAAUCAUGAAAUCGAGGAGAUCCUUGAUUACAAGAAGAUGUCUGAGAGGGAGCACAAGCAGACGGAUGAGAUCAAGAACAUGGAAACAUUCCUCACUGCACUCAGCUUCACCAAAACGCUCCAGUUGCAUUUAUCGACUGAAUACUCCGAGGUUUUGAACAUGGCCAAGGCUUCAACGUUGAUGAGUUUGCCCAAGAAAAAGUACCUGCUUGGCUUGAAAUCACUCAGCCUAACUCUGGAUCACAACCAUGAAGUUCUUGCUACCUUAGUUUCAUGCUUGCUGAACAGCUCUCCCAACCUCAAGGAUCUCAGAAUCAUUGAGCUUCGGCAUCCGGGAAGCCCUGUGCCCUUAGCUGUAGAGUUUUGGGAGAAGCAGAUAACUGCAGACGGAUUUCUGUAUCACCUGUCAAGUGUCACCUUCUACACUGAUUCGCUCUUGGAAGGCCACCCUUGUGGGGGCAUUUGCAAGUUCUUGGUGAUGAACGCGAGGGUCCUCAAAAGAAUGAGCAUCGUGUACCAUCAUUCGCAGGUCAAGCCGGAGCAUGCAGCCAAGCUUGAGGCAGCCCGAAGGGAACUCCAUCUCUGGCCAAGGGCUUCUGCGGAUGUACUGCUGGAGUUGGCUCCUGUGGAUCGCUUCCCAUGGUUCUGAGGGCGCGAGGUCGCUGAUCCAUUACUCACUUGCAAAUUCUGCAGCUUUUGUUUUAUCUACAGCCUGUGCUAUGCCUCUCAUGAACUCUGGUUACUCUAUGUAAACACCACAUGCUAGGUACCAUAAGUUGUUUGUGGGGAUGGACUGGAAGUCUGAAUUUGCACUUUGGUGCUAGUUAUGUUUGCCCUUGUUAAUAGUACCAGUACUUGUUAGUAUUGUCUGUUGGAUUCCGUAAA